AAAUCAAAUGGUCUAAUUAUUCCAACCGCCUCGCACACAUCUUGCAUCACCCAUCUGAAGAAAUCAAGAUUAGUGUAUAUAUCAAGCAAUUCGAUCCGACGCUCGCACACAUCGUGCAUCACCGAUCUAAGGUACGUAUCAUGUAUUCAAUCGAAUUAUUCCAGCCGGAUCCAUCAUCAAAUUAUUCCAGCCGGCUACCGCACAUCUAAGAAAUCAAGUAAUCCAGUAAGCAAUUCGAUCCUUUUUGUUCGAGCGAAUUCACUAAUCGAGCGGAAUUCAUUAACAAGGAAAGCCUUUUCGUUCAGCUCUGUCCUUUAGCGUGCAUCGAUCGUUAUUCACAAUCCAUUGGGUAGAUUCAUUCUCUGGUCAACAGCUUCUUCUCAGUCGUUUGGCAAGAAUCAUCGAUCCUCUUCACAAUCGUUCAGCCCCCUUCAUUCAUUCAGAAAUUAUGAAGGGACGGAGGCAACACAAGGGCUAGGCUUUGCAACCCUAGUUGCCGACUAUGAAUCUUGGGUCGAGGCGCAAAGUAGCAAGUUGAUGCGGCGUGAACAGAAAGGGCAUCAGUUUGGAGAAGCUAUCAUUGCCGAGAAUCUGGUGAUGUCAAGCAACUAAAACAAAGACAAAUUCAUUGUUCAGGAGUAUUUUUGACGGUAUAUUCAACUUGUAGUUAUUCAAUUUCCCUCUUCAUUUAUCUGUUGAUUUCGUGCUUAGUUUCCAUUUCUAGUGGCAUUGUUUACUCUAUAUGGCUUUGGGCUUGAACAAAUCUCAAAUUAUCUUAAAUCCUGUUAAAUGGUUGAUUUCUUUUGUGUAUUGGAAUCUAAUAUGUUCUAUCAUUGAUCGUCACUAUAUGUUGUGUUUAAGAUUUAAGCAAAAUUUUAUAAUUUCGUAUUUAAUUGAUAACUUUUAAAGUUGGUUCUCAAUCCUUGCUUAAAAUUGGUAAUUUAUAUUGUACUCUGUGUAAGUUUGUUAUAAGUAUAUUGGGAGUUAACACUUCAUAUAUUUUAAUGUGUAUUCACGAUUAUUUUGUUUCUAUAAUAAAAUAAGAAUGGUGAAACUGUUUUGAGAAACUGAGAAUUCGGAGUAUAUAUUGGUGAUAAAAAUGAAGAUUUGAGCUUAAAGAACAAAUCUGUUUGGAUCUAUUUGGACCUUAUAAUGGCAGGAUCUAUUAUCUACUUCAUGGCUUAGCUUUUAUGUGCAUGGUGUUCACUGAUUUGAGCUUAAAAAGAAAAUCUAUUUGGACCUUAUAAUGGCAGGAUCUAUAAUCUGCUUCAUGGCUUGGUAAGUGGCUUGUACUCUGUAAGUUUGUUAUAAGUGUAUUGCCAGUUAACACUUCAUAUAUUUUAAUGUGUAUUCACGAUUAUUUUGUUUCUAUAAUAAAAUAAGAAUGGUGACACUGUUUUGAGAAACUGAGAAUUCAGAGUAUAUAUUGAUGAUAAAAAUGAAGAUUUGAGCUUAAAGAACAAAUCUAUUUGUACCUUAUAAUGGCAGGAUCUAUUAUCUACUUCAUGGCUUAGAUUUCACGUGCAUGGUGUUCCCUGAUUUGAGCUUAAAAAGAAAAUCUUUUUGGACCUUAUAAUGGCAGGAUCUAUAAUCUGCUUCAUGUGCAUGGUAUUUUCACAUCCAUCUUUAAAUUAAAAUGGCAGACCACUGUUUUGGAAUUGGUUAUUGAGUAGUUGAUUUGGCAUAGAAUUUUUCUAAAAUUUUCAACAUUUGCUACAAUGGAGUUCUGCAAAUGAGCACUGCACUCCUGGUUCUUAAGUAGGGACUUUGAGAUUUGUUGUGGUUUGACUUAUGGUUCUUCUUGCAGUUCCUAAAACACGAGCACGUGCUGGAGUUGAGAUGCUGAGUGCAAGUACUUUUUUUGGAGUUAAUUGUUUUCUUUAGGUUUUAAACCAGAAUGUGGUCGUGCAUUGGAACACAACACAUGCUCUGUCAAAGUCAAGCUAUUGGGAGUUUUGAUGAUUACUAAUUUGUUGUUCAUUGUGUUUUUUCAGAAGCAUUUAGCAAGGGUUGCUAAAUUGGUUACUUUGAGAUGUCGUGGUGUAUUACUCUCCUUUUAAUUAAUAAAAAUUUUCUUUUCUUAAGAGUGUCGUGUGUGAAAAUGCAUAUUAAUUAUUUGAACCAACCAGUUUCAUAGCAUAUUAACUCAAUGGUAGAGUGUCGUGUGCAAGAGUGCACGGAAAUGAUUUCACCUCACACGAGUGAAGUGGCGGCAAAGAAGGUAGAAGAAGCGGGGUCGUGCGGCGUCGGAACUCGGAAGCGGCGGCAACGAUGGAGGGCUGGCGUCGUUACUCCGGCCGGCGAUCGAACGAAGGAGAAGGUUCCCAUGGUCGUGCAAAAAGUGGAGGGAAAAACAAAAGAUUGAAUUCCUGCCACAUGGUAAAAUUGAACAACGUUCCCACAUCAUAAAAUUACACAAAACCAAACCGCAAUAAGGAAUUGCAGAUGGU
Molecule: messenger RNA, 2450 nt
Organism: Cuscuta campestris
Lineage: Eukaryota; Viridiplantae; Streptophyta; Magnoliopsida; Solanales; Convolvulaceae
Source: the annotation of a GenBank genome assembly